AUGGACAAAGGGAAAUUUGAAGAUAAGGCAAAGGCUGACAAGGCUCAUUAUGAAAGAGAAAUGAAAACCUACAUCCCCCCCAAAGGGGAGACCAAAAAGAAGUUCAAGGACCCCAAUGCACCCAAGAGGCCUCCUUCGGCCUUCUUCUUGUUCUGUUCUGAGUACCGCCCUAAAAUCAAAGGCGAGCAUCCUGGCUUAUCCAUUGGUGAUGUUGCAAAGAAACUAGGAGAGAUGUGGAACAACACUGCAGCUGAUGACAAGCAGCCCUAUGAGAAGAAGGCUGCCAAGCUGAAGGAGAAGUAUGAGAAGGAUAUUGCUGCCUACAGAGCUAAAGGAAAACCUGAUGCAGCGAAAAAGGGAGUGGUCAAGGCUGAAAAGAGCAAGAAAAAGAAGGAAGAGGAAGAUGAUGAGGAGGAUGAAGAGGAUGAGGAAGAGGAGGAGGAGGAAGAAGACGAAGAUGAAGAAGAUGAUGAUGAUGAUGAAUAAGUUGGUUCUAGCGCAGUUUUUU
Mastomys coucha (southern multimammate mouse) is the source of this 508-nucleotide messenger RNA. Its product is annotated as high mobility group protein B1. Gene Ontology annotation, molecular function: DNA binding, bending. The coding region runs from base 1 to 486 and encodes 161 amino acids. NCBI's taxonomy places the organism in Eukaryota, Metazoa, Chordata, Mammalia, Rodentia, Muridae. The transcript is spliced from 2 exons. The record is from RefSeq and is a predicted model, not a curated record. Gene Ontology annotation, biological process: regulation of transcription by RNA polymerase II.